Schizosaccharomyces cryophilus OY26 is the source of this 1705-nucleotide messenger RNA. RefSeq names its product hemolysin-III family protein. The record is from RefSeq and is a predicted model, not a curated record. Gene Ontology annotation, cellular component: membrane. The transcript is spliced from 2 exons. Bases 497 to 1459 code for a protein of 320 amino acids. Lineage: Eukaryota; Fungi; Ascomycota; Schizosaccharomycetes; Schizosaccharomycetales; Schizosaccharomycetaceae. Gene Ontology annotation, molecular function: signaling receptor activity.
UUGUUACAUAAGUUACUUUACUGUUCAGUCUAGUCUGCGUUUACAAAUCCUUUUCAGUUUUGUUUUCGGAUUGUUUAUUCUUUUCUUUUUUAUUCGUCAAAGUAAAGUAUAACGUGGCACAUACACGAAGAAAAGAAAGAUCGUCUCAAAUAACAAGGAAAUCAUUGAUCCACCCUACUUCAUUUGAAGGUGCAUAUUUGUUUUAGAACUUACCGAUCAAAAUAUCAGUACACUAUAAAAUCGUUUCAUUUUAGUAUUGCUUUUUUUUUUUUCUUAUUUUUUUUUUCAAUUCUAACAAAUCACUUUUUACUUGUAUUUAAUAAAGGAUACCUAAAUAGCUUUCCUUUUUUAGGUGAUCUGAACAUUACACAUUUGUUGCUCAAUUAUUUCCAUGGGUCUGCUUUUAUAUACGACAGUCUUUCAAGGUUGAAGUGAUUUAUUCUAUUUUUCGAAGGAUUCCAAAGUUUGAUUAUCUACGUUGCGAAGUUACUAUAUUAUGUGUAACUCGAAGGUUCGAAGAAGCAACAGUGCAAUUUCACAUUUGAAAGAAAAGUGUGAACUGGAUGAUCCAAACGUUGUUCAAACGAACGAAGUGAGGAUUGAGAAGUCUGCGAUUCCUUUUCAAAACUCAAAACUCCUCUUUUGGGAUGAAAUAGAGCCCUGGCAACAGGAUAACCAUUACAUUAUUUCAGCAUACCGGCCAGCUACUUUCUCUUUUACAAAAAGCUUCAAGACUAUUCUCUAUUUACACAAUGAAUCUAUAAACAUUUGGUCGCACCUCUUCGGAGCAAUCAUGUUUCUUUUCUUCAUUACACGUUCAGAAAGGAUACUUGUAAGAGAAACCACAACGUCUCAGGAUGUCUACGUUUUUAUGGUAUUUUUUAUAAGCGCUCUCACAAUGCUUCUGUGUUCUAGUUUUUACCAUACCAUAUCGAACCAUUCAAGUCACGUUUCGAAAUAUGGAAAUAAGCUUGAUUAUUUGGGUAUUGUUAUUAUGAUCGUUGGUUCUUUCGUGCCUUGCCUUCAUUACGGUUUCGCUUGCCAUGCCAGCUUUCGAACACUUUAUAUUGGGACAAUCUUUUCUAUAGGUGUAGUUGUCGCAUUUACUUGUAUGCUGGAUCGCUUUAGACAACCAGAAUGGAGAAGCUUCCGAGCUAUUCUAUUUGUAAUCAUGGGUUUAUUUGGUAUAUUUCCAGUAUUGCAUGCUCUUUUCCUAUACACAAUUAACGAUCUACUCAUGCGAAUGGGUCUAGGAUGGCUACUUCUUCAAGGGGUAUUUUACAUUGUAGGUGCCACGAUUUACGCCAAAAGGAUACCAGAAAAGUGGUACCCAGGUAAGUACGACAUAUUUGGAAGUAGCCAUCAAUGGUUUCACGUGUGUGUGAUCAUUGCUGCUCUUUGCCAUUUUCGAGGCAUUUUUGUAGCAUAUGACUUCUUCCAUGAAGCGGCUAAAUGUUAAAAAGGUUUUAUACUUACAUAUUUGAUUUAUCGUUCAUUUAUUUUUUAAGAAGCUCAACAAAGACUGAAUUUCCCGAAUAAAAGGUACCUUGUUUAAAAACAGGAUCUUUGGGAAAAUGAUUUUGAAGUUACCUAUUUGAAGGCUAGCACGAGAGGAGGAGUGUAAAAAAUAUAUCAUCAUUCAUUUAUAUAGUAAUCAACCUUCGUUACAUACAGCUUCAAACGAGGGUAAAGAAUUCAUCAAAAG